AGAAAGAUAGCAAACUAAAGGCCUCUCUUCUUCUUGCUUCUUUGGUAUCCCAUAGCUAUAGAUUAUAGCUUCAAAAGAAAACUAAAAAUGGCAAUCUCAAAAGCUUGGCGAUUGGUUGUCGUCUUGCUACUCCUCAACAUAACAUUGGGAUCCUUGUGUCAAGCCGCCAAGGAGUGCCCUCCAGCUCCCACAAAACAAGCCUCCAUGAAAUGUCCGAGAGACACGGUCAAGUUUGGAGUGUGUGGGAGCUGGUUAGGUCUGGUUUAUGAGGUCAUCGGUACACCGCCAAGCCAAGAGUGUUGCUCACUCGUCAAAGGUUUGGCUGAUUUUGAAGCCGCCGUCUGUCUUUGCACCGCCCUUAAAACCAGCCUUGUCGGAGUCGCUCCGGUCAAGAUUCCUGUUGCUCUCACUUUGCUUCUCAACUCUUGCGGCAAGACUCUUCCUCAGGGAUUCGUCUGUUGAUCUUUCAACCAAAAUUGUUAUCUUCUUUCUAUUUAUUUGUUGUAAUCCACCAUAUUCUUGCUUAUUCAUGAUGCUUCUCUUGAUUUAAUGCGAUUUACUUUGAUUUAAA
Molecule: messenger RNA, 571 nt
Organism: Eutrema salsugineum
Lineage: Eukaryota; Viridiplantae; Streptophyta; Magnoliopsida; Brassicales; Brassicaceae
Product: putative lipid-binding protein At4g00165
Exons: 1
Coding region: 88-462 (124 amino acids)
Source: RefSeq, a predicted model, not a curated record